Messenger RNA from Centropristis striata (black sea bass), 2669 nucleotides. Its product is annotated as methylmalonate-semialdehyde dehydrogenase [acylating], mitochondrial-like. Gene Ontology annotation, cellular component: mitochondrion. Gene Ontology annotation, biological process: L-valine catabolic process; thymine catabolic process. The record is from RefSeq and is a predicted model, not a curated record. NCBI's taxonomy places the organism in Eukaryota, Metazoa, Chordata, Actinopteri, Perciformes, Serranidae. Gene Ontology annotation, molecular function: malonate-semialdehyde dehydrogenase (acetylating, [NAD(P)+]) activity; methylmalonate-semialdehyde dehydrogenase (acylating, NAD+) activity. The coding region runs from base 188 to 1768 and encodes 526 amino acids. The transcript has 12 exons.
AAAAGAUGUGCCUCGUGCUAGUCAAUGGCUUGCACAUGGAGGAUGUUUUGUAGAUCGUGUUAAAUCGCAGGGUCGUAUCCCAUCACUCUGUCCUCUGUUACAUAGCUGCUAGCUAAAGUUCUCUUUGCACUCUAGUGUCUUUUGGGUCGGUUGAAGGGCUCCGGAGCAGGAAUCCAGACACUACACAAUGGCAGCAAUUCUCCUCAGGUCUCUCGUGAAUAAGAAGGUGCCCCUCCAGCUGGGACGCCUUUGUUACUCCUCCUCCUCAGUGCCCACCACCAAGCUGUUCAUUGAUGGCAAAUUUGUUGAGUCCAACAGCUCGGAAUGGCUCGACAUACACAACCCUGCCACUAAUGAGGUGGUGGGACGUGUCCCCAAAGCUACCCAGCUGGAGAUGCUGGCAGCUGUGGACUCCUGCUCCAGAGCCUAUCAGUCCUGGUCCGAGACCUCCAUCCUCAGCAGGCAGCAGAUCUUCCUGCGCUACCAGCAGCUCAUCAAGGAUAACAUUAAAGAACUGGCAAAGAUGAUCACCUUGGAGCAAGGCAAAACGCUUGCUGAUGCAGAGGGAGAUGUAUUUAGAGGACUUCAGGUGGUUGAGCACACCUGCAGCAUCACGUCCCUCAUGCUGGGCGAGACAUUGCCUUCCAUCACAAAGGACAUGGACACUUACACCUACCGCCUGCCCAUCGGAGUGUGCGCAGGCAUCGCCCCUUUUAACUUCCCUGCCAUGAUUCCAAUGUGGAUGUUCCCCAUGGGCAUGGUAUGCGGCAACACAUAUCUGAUGAAGCCCUCUGAACGUGUACCAGGGUGCACCAUGCUCCUCGCCCAAUUGCUCCAGGACGCCGGAGCACCAGAUGGUACACUCAACAUUAUCCACGGCCAGCAUGCAGCGGUGGACUUCAUCUGUGACCACCCGGCCAUCAAAGCCAUCAGCUUUGUGGGCUCCAACCCGGCUGGAGAGCACAUCUACGAGAGGGGAUCCAAGAAUGGCAAGAGAGUGCAGUCCAAUAUGGGUGCCAAGAACCACGGAGUGGUGAUGCCUGAUGCCAACAAAGAGAACACCAUCAACCAGCUGGUGGGUGCUGCCUUUGGAGCAGCCGGCCAGCGCUGCAUGGCUCUCUCCACUGCUAUUUUUGUUGGGGAGUCUCGUGAUUGGCUCCCAGAGCUGGUAGAGCGCUCCAAAUCACUGCGAGUCAAUGCAGGUGAUCAGCCGGGGGCAGAUGUUGGUCCCCUGAUCUCCCCUGAAGCCAAAGCCAGAGUGGAGUCUUUGAUCCAGAGCGGGGUGGACGAGGGUGCCAAGGUGCUGCUGGACGGGAGAAAUGUCAACGUCAAAGGAUAUGAAAAUGGAAACUUUGUAGGACCCACCAUCCUGAGCGGUGUCACGCCGAGCAUGAAGUGUUACAGAGAGGAGAUAUUUGGACCGGUGCUUGUUGUCCUUGAGGCUGGUGAUCUCGACGAAGCGAUUUCUUUAAUCAACAAUAACCCCUACGGCAACGGCACCGCCAUUUUCACCACCAAUGGAGCCACAGCGCGCAAAUACACACAUGAGGUGGAUGUUGGCCAGAUCGGCGUGAACGUGCCAAUCCCUGUCCCCCUCCCCAUGUUCUCCUUCACUGGCUCCAGAGGCUCCUUCAGAGGAGACACCAACUUCUAUGGCAAGCAGGGCAUCCAGUUCUACACCCAGAUCAAGACUGUGACAUCACAGUGGAAGGCUGAGGACGCCACUGUGACGAGCCCAGCUGUAACCAUGCCAACUAUGGGACGCUAAGUUAAAACGGCACAUCCAGCGUAACCUUCAGUGACUUCUCAUAUGCCUUAAGAAGAAGCCCAUGGAGGAAAUUGGAAAAAAGAGGUUACCUUUUCUGGGAAAUGUUCACACUGGGUUAAAGUUGGUGAUUGUUUUAACUUUGGCCCUCCUGGACAAUGUUGUUGCACAAACACACAAAUGCAAAUUAUGUUUGGAGAUAUGGUAGAGCAAUGUAAUGAAUGGGGCUGUUAGUCUUUUUAUUGGUUUGCUGUAUUUUCUAUUUGUUUUCUCCUGUUAAUGUCCUGUCCUGACUGCCCAUGAAUAAGUCAGUCAACACAAUAAUGUCCGCUGUAUACUCUGGUGUCACAUCUCUUCUGUCUAUCUCUACUGUAGAAAUCAAAAGGAUCAAGGAUUCUGCCUUUGAAGCAGUGAUCGCACGUGUCUUCCAUUAUCCUUUGUGGUUCUUUAGCUUGUUCUGUUUAUCAGAGCAUUAUAUAGAUACUUGAAAAGUAGAUAUAAAUGGAGCAAAUGCUACAUUAGAACACAAGCACUCCCAGUCUGUUACUCAGUUAAAUCUGAAAUAAUGGUUGCAGAUGUUGUCCUGCUAAAUGUCUGUCGACUUUCCACUGUGGGUACUAUCGUGUGUUUUGUGUGUUUGAUAGAGGUUUAUGGUUUUGUACUGUGUUGGACACCUUCUUUCUGAUCAUGAAUGAUAUAAAAGUUAAAUUGCAGUGUUUUAAAUUACAUGGAAUGAUGAUGUUCUCUGUAAACUAUUAUAACUGUAUUUGCAAGUAUUUUAGCUACUUCAAACUUGGCACCCUUGACUUCCACUGAGGUCGUUGCAGAAAAUUAAGAGAUGGCACACAAGGGCUUUUGAGUCUGCAGUUCAGUUUUUGAAUAAAGCCACCAUCAUUUGACUAAA